This is a messenger RNA of Theobroma umbraticum, 1539 nucleotides long. It is a transcript of the gene CCT2, whose product is annotated as phosphorylcholine cytidylyltransferase2. Gene Ontology annotation, biological process: CDP-choline pathway. Lineage: Eukaryota; Viridiplantae; Streptophyta; Magnoliopsida; Malvales; Malvaceae. The record is from RefSeq and is a predicted model, not a curated record. Gene Ontology annotation, molecular function: choline-phosphate cytidylyltransferase activity; phosphatidylcholine binding.
AGAAAGGUAGUACAAAAAUAGGAGCGGAGGAAGCGCAUAUUCGAAGGCAUAGACGCCCUGAGGGCUUUUGGAAGCCCUUCCUUUGCCUUGAGAGAAACUAGUAAUCCAAAUUCCAAAUUAUAAUGGGACAGAAGAAAUUAUAAAACUGCAAAAAUUUUCUCUAAAUUCCGAAACCGCCAACAUGAACAACGACUCCUCUGCUACUAGCAACGCCAACGACAAUCGCGAUCCCGAUCGCCCUGUCCGUGUCUACGCUGAUGGGAUCUACGAUCUCUUCCACUUCGGCCACGCUCGCUCCCUCGAACAAGCCAAGAAAUCGUUUCCCAAUACGUAUUUACUGGUUGGAUGUUGCAAUGAUGAAAUCACUCACAAGUUCAAGGGCAAAACUGUUAUGAACGAAGCAGAGCGUUAUGAAUCCCUUCGCCACUGCAAGUGGGUUGAUGAAGUUAUUCCUGAUGCACCGUGGGUGAUUAAUCAAGAAUUUCUUGAUAAACACAAAAUUGACUAUGUGGCUCAUGAUUCGCUUCCCUAUGCCGAUGCCAGUGGAGCUGGGAACGACGUAUAUGAGUUUGUUAAAGCUGCGGGGAAGUUCAAGGAAACAAAACGAACUGAAGGGAUUUCUACAUCAGAUAUUAUAAUGAGAAUUGUUAAAGAUUAUAAUCUGUAUGUGAUGCGUAACUUGGACCGUGGUUAUUCAAGGAAAGAGCUUGGAGUUAGCUAUGUGAAGGAGAAGAGAUUGAGAGUGAACAUGAGACUGAAGAAACUACAAGAAAAAGUAAAGGAACACCAAGAAAAAGUGGGAGAAAAGAUUCAAACUGUUGCCAUGCAUCGCAAUGAGUGGGUGGAAAAUGCUGACCGCUGGGUUGCUGGAUUUCUUGAGAUGUUCGAAGAAGGUUGCCACAAAAUGGGCACUGCAAUCAGAGAUCGAAUCCAGGAGCGGUUGAGGGGGCAGCAAUCAGGGAAUUUCAAAUAUCUGCUGCAAAAUGGCAACGGUGAUGAAGAUGAUGAAGAUGAAGAAUAUUAUUACGACGAUGAUGAUUACGAUGAUGAUGAGGAGGAAUAUUAUGAUGAUGAAGAUUAUUAUGAUGAGAAAGAUGAGAAAAAUGAAAAAGAAAAGAAAGCUGAGAGAGAAAAGAAAUAAACUUGUGUCUCCAAGUUUGCAGGUUCUGGUUUACUAGUUAUGGGGUUCCGUAAAGUGCUUCAUGUUAGCUGUGGAAUGUGUGAUAUGUUUAUGCUAUAGCUAAAUUGAGCCAGGCUUUGAGUAGAAAGCUUUUUGUUUUGUAAUUUGAUCAUCCAUGUCUCUGUGUUAGCUAGAAUACUUGUCCUCCAGUUAUACCUGAAAAUGCUGUCCUGUUGGUGGUUUUGUUACUAAAUUUUUCUCCAUGGAGCUUCCCUGUUGUCUUAUAAGUUGGUAAGAUGCAAGGGCUUGUGCAACUUUUCAACUCACGUGUAGGAUCUGUAAGUUUUUCUAUACAUCUAGAACUGAGUUAUAUACGGAGAUGUUUUACUUUAUCGAGAGGCUAGCAUCAUUAUAUCUUU